Molecule: messenger RNA, 354 nt
Organism: Trypanosoma theileri
Lineage: Eukaryota; Euglenozoa; Kinetoplastea; Trypanosomatida; Trypanosomatidae
Exons: 1
Source: RefSeq, a predicted model, not a curated record
CUCACUACUGCAGUUAAUGCUGCGAAGAAGAGAAUUGAAGAAGUAACACCAGAGGAAAACAAAGGAUCAUCAAAUAACACAGGGAAUCAGAGUGCCCCCAGCGACCCCAAUCCUACCCACCAACCAUCUCCUGCAAGUACGACUGCUGUGUCAGGUUCAGAAGAAACCAAUUCCACUACUACUCCGCCGAGCUCCGAGAACACUACCACAGAAGCAGCAAACCCCACUCCAUCUCCUGCACCUGUAACUAACCCACAGAUCAACAACACCAUCACUUCCACACUGCAGAACAAGGCUAAUGGUGACAGCAGUAUCAGUCCUGUGUGGAUGCGCACGGCAGUACCGCACCUGAUU